AUUUACGCCCAUAGAUAGAAUUUCUUGAGCCCGGGAAGACUCGUUGAGGCAACAGACAGAAUAACUCCUUCAACAGGACGUAGCAAACGGCGAUAAAAAAAAGACUACGUACCAGAAAGACUCUUUACCAGACACUGGGCGAAAGAUAAAGGAUUCCCGGGAAAAGCGCACGAAAGCGAAAGCGCACUUUUUUCCCGGUGGAGUGAGGGCGCACAACUUUCUACUGAGCGUGAGAAGACGUCUAAAUGAACAGCCAUUUGGACAAGUUCAUCUCACCCCUUUUGAGGGUGUAGAAUGGAAACAACCCUCUAUCUAGAAGAGGCGUUUAACGACAUCCGAGGAAGCGCUGUUGUUUUUUCUCACGACAGCAUGAUGAAGAAAGAAAUGAGUUUAAACCUAGAUGACCAGAACAGUUCUAACUUAAAGCCAGACCUGAGAGACGCCGAAGGCAUACUCAAUUCACCAGACCUGGGAUUACUGAAACUGGCUUCGCCAGAACUGGAGCGGCUCAUCAUUCAGUCCAAUGGUAUGGUUACCACGACCCCGACAUCCCAGUUUGUUUAUCCCAAGUCCGUGAGCGACGAGCAGGAAUUCGCCGAGGGCUUCGUUAAAGCCCUGGAGGAUCUCCACAAGCAGAACCAACUGAACGGUGGACCGUGCGCGCCCCCGACUCUGAGCAGGCUCGCGAGCAGCGCCACUCUCGCUUUACCGUCGGACCUUCCCGUCUAUACGAACUUGAGCACGUUUGGAAGUAGCCCGCUGGGCACCACGGUGAAUUAUUCCACAGACACGAUCCCAUUCCCACCACCGCCCUCGCAUCCGAUUAGCGCGCAGCAGUCGCAGGCGCGGCUCCAGUCCCUGAAGGACGAGCCGCAGACCGUGCCCGACAUGCAGAGCUUCGGAGACAGCCCGCCUCUGUCGCCCAUUGACAUGGACACGCAGGAGCGCAUUAAGGCGGAAAGGAAAAAGUUGAGGAACCGAAUAGCCGCCUCCAAGUGCAGGAAAAGAAAACUGGAGAGGAUAUCGCGACUGGAAGACAAGGUCAAAACCCUAAAGACGCAGAACACCGAGCUGGCUUCGACGGCCAGCGUCCUAAGAGAACAAGUGGCGCAGCUGAAACAGAGAGUCAUGAACCACGUGAAUAACGGCUGCCAGCUGCUCCCGAACCAAGUCCAGGCAUAUUAACGGCGGGUCGAGGGCGAACUCCAUCCAGUAUUCUCUUCAGUACCGUUCUCAGAGGUCACGGACUGAUUAUGCGAUUCCCACCAUCGGUUUGUUCAGCAGAAUGCUCAGACUUCCUGGAACCCUGCCAAAAGAGGGGACACUUAUUUUGGUGCUGAUGUAAAAAAAACAAAAACAAAAACAAAACAAAACAAAAAAAAAACGUUUUGAUUAUGUUUACAUUGUUUUGUAGCAGACUGACUAAGGUGGUCUCUCGAACACAAUACCAAUUACACUAUUAUAUUUGUUCUCGCAUUCUCAUCCUAUUUGGGACAGAGAAAAAGGCUAAGGCACUACGGUUUUUUUUUGUUGGGUUUUUUUUUUUUGCAUAACGAGACAAGCUCAAUGAGUGCGGUCGAACAGAGAUGUCAUGCAUGCACUCUUCUUGUUUAAAGCCUUAUUCGUCUACAAGCACUUAUUAACCAAUGACCUUAUCUAUUUUAUAUAGAGCCAGCUAUUCACACAAUGUCUUAUCUUUUGCUAUUGUUAAUUGUUUGGCGUUUUGUGUUGGAUUUACUUGUCCGAAUGUUCUUUUGAAUUUGUCACCCCUCCGUGUAUUUCGAGUUUCAAAUGAAAUACUGUGUAAUAAAGUUGUAUUGCAUUUGC
This is a messenger RNA of Electrophorus electricus (electric eel), 1827 nucleotides long. It is a transcript of the gene jund, whose product is annotated as JunD proto-oncogene, AP-1 transcription factor subunit. Gene Ontology annotation, molecular function: transcription factor binding; DNA-binding transcription factor activity, RNA polymerase II-specific; RNA polymerase II cis-regulatory region sequence-specific DNA binding. Lineage: Eukaryota; Metazoa; Chordata; Actinopteri; Gymnotiformes; Gymnotidae. Gene Ontology annotation, biological process: regulation of transcription by RNA polymerase II; regulation of cell cycle; regulation of cell population proliferation. Gene Ontology annotation, cellular component: transcription regulator complex. The record is from RefSeq and is a predicted model, not a curated record.